AUGAGCCCCCCUUCUCCCAAAAAGAAGAGUGGCGGCGCUCCGUCUGGGCCUCGACAGAUCCGGUUUGUCGCUACUGACGGUCAACCCCAAACCAAGCGCCGCCGAGUCAACGCCGCAUUCACCUUAGUUGUCUCACCUGUCGCCGGCGCAAGAUUCGUUGUUCGGGAGAACAGCCAGUCCUUGGCUGAUGCACACCAUCCACCACUAGUAUGUAAGACCUGCUCAGACUACAAGCAUGUCUGUCUCGGCUACACCGAGUCCACCGCGCACUUACGAUCUCAGUCCGACUCGGCGUCGCGCGCCCCGGCAGUUCCCCCUCCCACAGACUCCAGCCAGCGCACCAACCGAGCGGUGGAGAGCUGUUCCCCGGAGCCCCCACCAGCACCUGUCAUCACCCCCAAGGUCAACACCGAGAAGUCCCCGCAAGUCCCGAAGCAGACGGUCCCGAAAGAUGGGUCUUCGAGAGAUACAACGACGCGCACAAAUAAAGAGUCGGAUUCACUGGCUGCGGGCGACAGCCCAGAAAGUAGUCGCACUUCUAUGAGCUCCAGUAACCGCACUCAUGUUCCAUACUUCAGAUAUUUCGGGCCAACAGCCAUCGUGCCGGGCUUCAAGCAAAUGGUUGUCCAAGUUCGAGGUUCGCGCAAGAGCAACCCAUCCAUGUCCUCCGAGUCCCUCUCGCCGCUCCGAAGUCCAAAACCCUCCGACGUUCAUGUCGGCCUUUCAGCUCCCACGGCAGAUACCCGCGAUACUCGUGACUCUAACACAAUCCCAUUCUACGACCGUGACGAUGCUUUGGCCGUUCCAAAUCUCGUUUAUCAUCUAUGCGAUCUGUUUUUUGCGCAUCUCGGCUGCAAUUUUCCUUUCCUCCAGCGAGACAGAUUUCUCCAGGAUCUGAAGGAAAAGAAGGUUGAUACAAUGUUGGUGGAUGCGGUCUGCGCUUUGGCCGCACGAUUUUCUCCUCAUCCACUCCUCGGUCCGCCACAGGCACCACCGAUUGAUCGCUCGCAACCCCCCGUUGAUAUCAGGCUGUGGGACCGGGGCCUGCCUUUUGCACAUCGAGCCAUGAGUGCCCUUGUUGAUUCAUUGUCAUGUCCGACUCUCUCUGCCGUUCAAGCGUGCCUUUUGUUGGCCUAUGAACAAUUUGGAUCCAACCAUGAUAGUGGCCUAUGGAUGUACCUUGGAAUUUCCAUUCGCAUGGCGCAGGAUCUCGGACUUCAAAAACUUCAAGGAUUAAAGCAUAACUAUGGCCAAAAAGGAGUAACUCCUAGUGAAGUGAUGACCGGUCAGGCUGGGAAGUUACGAGAAGACCAGUAUGACGACCUGGAUAUUUAUCAAAGUCCGAAAACACACCCGCCUGCAUUUGGCACCGAACGUGCAAGGGAACGGGAACGGGUGGACUCAUUCUGGAGCAUUUUUUUCCUCGACAGAGUCAUUUCCUCCGGGACUGGUCGGCCGGUCACACUGCGUGAUGAAGAUAUCGAGCUAUGUUUUCCACUUCAGUCUGAAUCGCAACUUCCGAACGGGUGGCCUGCGCCCUUUCCACCUCUCAUCCGGAUCAUUCAUCUCUAUGGGCGAGUCACAGACCUGAUCAAUGGUAUCCAGGACGUGAAUCAUGUCACUUCAGACACGCUCAAGAGACUGGCGGGAAUGGAAAGCGAUCUGACCGGUAUUUAUCAACGGCUAUCACCCAAGCUUCACUUCAAUGCUGCGAACUUCCAGGCAUAUGUAAAGGCCAAAGAAGGCACUAAUUUCAUUCUCUUGCACUUUUGGUUUCAUACUCUAAUUGUGCUUCUUCACCAGCCGACUCUCCUAAACUCCUUCGGUGGAACAAUACAGCAUCUGUAUCCAAACAGUCGUGAAUUAUCAAUGUCUUCAGCCAAGACCAUCGCCGACAUCCUCUCUUUCUCCGAACUUGUCGACGGAAAGAGCUUCAUCGGCAACCCCUUCACAAGCCAGCCUAUGUACAUCGCGGCAUGUGCUUUCCUGAUGGAAAGCGCCCACUACUCAUCACCUUCUUCAAGGUCCGCCUCUCCUCCGCCACAACCGCUUUUGACUAACCAGUCAAGUGGUUUCGUGAUGCCAACAAUGGAGUCAUCGAAUGGCUCGGAGCGCAAGUCUACUGCCAAGCAUAUUCUACUUGCAUCCGCCGCGAAGGAGAACUACCAGCGCUGCUAUAAGGCAUUAAAAGCAUUGAAUACCUACUGGGAGGGCACGCGAUAUAUCCUGACGGUUCUCGACCAAAAGGCCAAGGGUAUUGUCGAUCCACUUCUGUAUACCGCCGAGGAUAUGGAGAACGCCGCGGAAAUUUUGCCUGUCCAGACUUUUGGAUCAGCUGGUUGGGGUGCGAGCAGGGCAUCAGACUCUAACCCGGGCGCGGAAAGACCACCCGCUGUUGCAGACAUACCUCCCGAUGGAAAAUGGUCUCCAAAGAUUGACCCCAGUCAAGCUAUUGGAUGGGCUUUGACUGGCGCCACGAACUCUUCGCAACCCAACCUGAGCUUGCUCUACCAAAUGCCUUCAACUCACACUGAUGCUGCUGACACGAACAAACCUGCCUAUUCGUCUCAGUACAGCCAUAGCUACCCAGCAUUGCCUGUCCAAACAAAUUCCGCACACACUCCCAACGCUUCCUUCCCGCAAGCCGUCCAACCAACUCGUGCACACGAGGAAAGUAGGAGAACGCCUCUAGCCACAGCCAAUGCGAAGAUCUCCCAAGUUCCGAGCUGCCCGAUCGGUGCAGAAUCUCCUUAUUAUCUGGGAACAAAUUCUACUUAUCCUGAGUCAAAUGUUCGCAUCUCUGCUGCAGCCCAAUCCACCUACGGUCACGGUAUUCCUUCUCCGAUGGAUGGACACCCCUCUGCUUAUCCCUACCCCGUCUCCUCUGCAGCUGCAGUUCACCAUACCAGAAAUCCGCACAUGGGCUCACAUGGCGAUCUGCAUCCUAGCAUGACCUCUCACACCGGGGGUAUGAUGAUUGAAAGCCACGAUGUUGACAUGAAUACCCUGCAGCAGCAGGAAUCUUUCCCGUUCAAUAAUGGCGAGAUCCUCCCCUGGUUAGAAUACCUUCCGCAAGAUGUUCUCAGCUUCUUUGGCGAAUCCCAAAAUUACCCCAUUAUGAGCCCCGACGACGCCACGCCCCGGCACCAAUAA
Molecule: messenger RNA, 3153 nt
Organism: Penicillium macrosclerotiorum
Lineage: Eukaryota; Fungi; Ascomycota; Eurotiomycetes; Eurotiales; Aspergillaceae
Product: fungal specific transcription factor domain-containing protein
Exons: 8
Coding region: 1-3153 (1050 amino acids)
Biological process (GO): DNA-templated transcription
Molecular function (GO): DNA binding; zinc ion binding
Source: RefSeq, a predicted model, not a curated record